Molecule: messenger RNA, 2829 nt
Organism: Iphiclides podalirius (scarce swallowtail)
Lineage: Eukaryota; Metazoa; Arthropoda; Insecta; Lepidoptera; Papilionidae
Source: the annotation of a GenBank genome assembly
AUGCAUACAAUGGACACAAUGGGCUAUGGCCACAAGAAGUACCGGCCUCCAAUUUCCCCCACAAACUUCUACCACCACGACUAUUACUCGCGGCAUAACACGCUCCGACCUCAAUCUGUAUUGCAGAGUGAAUACCGAUUUGCCGGCGGAGGUUAUCCGCGUGUGGCGACGAGCAGUGGUGGCAGCGGUGGCGGCUUAUGUUCUGCGGCACUGGUGGUAGGCGCACUGCUGGCUGCUGUGGCAGUACUCGCUGUGGCAGCACUUGCCUUCUACAUGGGUGCUCUCAGGCCAGACAAUGGCGAACCGAUAAUGACGUUCGAGGGUAACUUUCGCGUGACGCGCGGUGACGUGUACGGCGGAGUGCCAGGCAGCCCUGCGUGGAACGAGCGCGCGCGGCGGUACAGCGUAGCGCUAAGGCAGGCGUUCAACGCACCGUCCUCCCUUCGGCAGGCGUUCGUAGGAGCCGUGGUCACCGGCUUCGGCGACCGGAAACUCGAUGUCCACUUCAGACUGUACUUGGACAGGAGAAAAAUACCGAGCACCGUGUCUAAUAUAGAAGAAUCGCUUAAGAAUAUUUUAGUUCACGAUUUAUUAUCCAAACAGCCUUCAUUUGGCCAAAUAAAAAUAGACACAUCUAGCAUAGCGAUUAAAAGAGAUUUAGAACACACUAGCGCUGUCCAAGCUCAAAAGCUGAUGGAAGAACUUAACACAGAAAAUUACUUACUUGCUCAUAAUCUUACAAAUAAUGACGAAGAGGAUCAAGAAAUGACCACAACACCCGAUUUUGAAGGGUAUGAAACAGAAAAUCAUGAAAUGCUUGCUAGUUUGCCUGGAAAUAGUGAUGAAAUUAUACCAAAUAUAUCAACCAGUAACAGGUUUCCUAAAUCUAGCACUGAUCUUAAUACUCCCCAUAUGAAAGACCACUCGCCUAUAGAAAAGGCACAUAAUUACGACAAAGAAAUUCCAGAAGGUUUUAAAAUAUUGACGAAAACUUACCAUAAAACGCAACCUACGAAACAAGAAGAAAACCAUUUCAACAGCCCGGAAAAGAGUCACAACAAGCCGCAUACGACGAAGCCACAGAAGGAAAAGGAAAUAAUUAAAGAUAUGCCAAAAGAAGACGACUGUAGCAACGCCACGUCUUUCCGCUGUUUAACUGGGCUCUGUUUACCCGAUACUUCGAGGUGUAAUCGUCUAAUGGAUUGCCCGGGGGGAGAAGAUGAACGCGCUUGUUCUUGUGCCGAUUACUUGAGAGCAGAAUUUUCUCAAACGAAGAUCUGUGACGGUGUUGUAGACUGCUGGGAUUAUUCAGACGAAAACAAAUGUGAAUGGUGCAAAGAGGGCCAAUAUGUUUGUUCAAAUGCACGUCAGUGCAUAGACAUGUCACGAGUAUGUGAUGGAACUCCGGAUUGCCCACUUGGCGACGAUGAAAAGACUUGCGUUGCUCUUUCCGAUGAUAUUGAAGAUAAUGAAGUUGUACCGUAUAACGAAGAAGGUUUCGUUAUGGUUCGCAAACGCGGUGAAUGGGGUAGAUUAUGUGUAGAGAGUUUUGCAGACGUUGUGGCAGAAGCUCACAGUUCUUUGAAAUUACCAGAUCUUGGGAGGGCUGUAUGCCGAGCUAUGACCUUCAGCGAGUCGAGGUGGGCUCGCGAGGCCCGUGAGGGGCGUCGCUUGAGUUCAGCCGGCUACUGGGAGGUGUGGCACAACAAGGCAGCGCGCGCAGCUGAUACGCGCCUCACCUUCCGACGAGCCGAGUGCGCGCGACGCAAGGCCCUGCGCGUCCGUUGCCAUGACCUCGAGUGCGGAGUGCGGCCUCACGCUGAGGCCCAACAACCCAGGGAUGUAACUCACGAGCGCAUGCGGUGGGGCAGGGUGGUGGGCGGCGGCGGCGCGGCGGCGGGCGCGUGGCCCUGGCAGGCCGCGCUCUACCGCGACGGCGACUUCCAGUGCGGCGCAACCCUAAUCUCCGCGCAGUGGCUGCUAUCGGCCAGCCAUUGCUUUUACCAGGCGACGGAAGCGCAUUGGGUGGCGAGGCUGGGCGCGCUGCGGAGGGGCGCGUGGCCGCGCGGGCCCUGGGAGCAGGUGGCGCGCGUUCGCCAGCUGGUGCUGCACCCGAGAUACGCGGCGCGCGGCUUCCGCAACGACAUAGCGCUGCUGCGCGUGGAGCCGGUGCAGCUGCACGCGCGCCUCCGCCCCGCUUGCCUGCCGCCGCCGCGCGCCGCGCCCCCCGCCGGCCGCCACUGCACCGUCGUCGGCUGGGGCCAGCUGUACGAGCACGAGCGCGUCUUCCCGGACACGCUGCAAGAGGUGGAGCUGCCGGUGAUCUCGACGGCGGAGUGCCGACGGCGGACGAGGCUGCUGCCGCUCUACCGGGUCACUGAGGACAUGUUCUGCGCGGGCUACGAGCGAGGCGGGCGAGACGCUUGCCUCGGCGACUCCGGCGGACCACUCAUGUGCCAAGAAGGGUCUAAAUGGUACAUCUACGGCGUGACAAGCAACGGGUACGGGUGCGCUCGGGCGAACCGGCCCGGAGUCUACACGAAGGUGUCGAACUACAUCGACUGGAUAGACGGCGUAAUAGCCGCAAACACGCCCCACGUGAAUGACACGGCAUUCGGGGAAGCCCCCGAGUCAGCCGAAGACUUCUAUGUGGAUUUGCAGACGGCGGAAAACAGACGGAGGGCCGCCGUCGACACGUGUAGAGGCUUUCGAUGCCCGCUCGGCGAGUGCUUGCCCGCGUCGAGCGCCUGCAACGGCUUUCUAGAAUGUUCCGACGGCAGCGAUGAAUGGAACUGUCACGCCUUAAACACUACCAGCGUCGACCCAGAU